AUGUUCGCCGGUCAGGGUCAGUCGCCGCACCGACCUCACCAUCUCUGCACCGCCCAGUCCGCCGGCCUAUGUGAGCCUAGGUACGGGCCCGCAAACUGACUGACUUUCCUUUGUUUCAGCGAGUCCGGGCGCCGCUAAACUGUCGCAGAAUCACGGCUUCAGUGUGGAUUCGUCAGCAUAUCAGCAGGCAAUCGAUCGGCGGAAGGGGUUCCGCACUCGCGGCUCUCUUGUAAGUCCAACAUUCAGUCUUUGUCCUUCACAUUUAUAGGGCAAUACGGCCGUGAGAGCCGGUUUUUUGAUUCCUUUGCCCUAUUCCAUGUCUUGUUUUAUGUUUCAUCAGCUAAAAGCCAUGGGAAUUUGGUCGAGGACCAUUUUUGAAGGAUCAAUCCCAUAUUUUGGUUUCAGAGGGCAGUAAAGGAUAAACAUGACGUGGAUCCAUAAUCAAAGCUUUUUUCUGUUAAAAAGGAAAUAAAUAAAUUUUGGCUAAACUUCUUUCCUGACUAAAACACAUCUCCGAAAGAAGAUUUGGGAUUUGACACAAACAUUAUCAAUCUUAAUGCGAAAUGCUAUUACAAUUUAAUCUUCUCUAGGGUCCGACCAUCGCAUCAGCACCGUCUGUCGAACAAGAAGAUUACCGUACUCCGAGGGUGUCUGUAACAUCAGUCAAGAAUGGAAAGAGUUUCGAUUUAGGAGGAGCUGAUCGAGCUGGGCCAAGAGCUUCGGACUCCAAUGGCCUUAUUAAGGUGAGUCAUUAGAUAUUACUAUACGAUGGUCAAGAAUCGACAACGCUCUUCAUAGGAUAAUUGUCAUCAUUACAAAUUUUUCUUACAAAUUCCUCUGUACUUGCCUGCGAAGCAAAGUCCAAGUUAGAUUACCGAUGUCGAGAAAAGUUAGUUUGUGCCCGCUCUCUUUGAUUCCCGCUACUUACCCGUCUCGAAAGGAAUAGCCUCAGGCCAGAUUCCAUGACGCUUCUCGGCACGAUCCUUAUCGUUUAAUAUUUCAAAACAAACAGAAUACAAAUAAACCAAAGAUGGAGUUUGUUCUGCCCCCCUUUACUUAACUGUUUUCUCUUUAUUCGUUUUGGGGACUCAUUAAGGACUUUUCGGCUGCUGUCUUGGCUCGGCAAAGUAGCCCUCAAUCUUUCCCAACGGCCCAAAAAACGUCUCCGUUCAGAAGCGACGGAUUAUAACACUAUAGACGCGAGCCCCUUCUUCCAUUUCCAUCAAGGCCACGCCCGGGAUUAGGCCGGUUCGUAGCCUAGCCCACUAAAACCAAUGGCCAGCGAACAACGUGAGCGAAGAGCGUCGUCGAUUCAUGAGGUUUCCGAAUCCUUGGCCUCCGGAUUUAAUCUUUUGUUUCGUUCCAGGUCAGCGCCGAUUUCCUGCGACUUCAUGGCUCUAGACAGCAGUUCCGGAAUCUGCUUUCGGCCAGAAAGAAGCUGGGUCAAAUGCCUCCGGCCUACACCCGGAUAGAUUAUAGUCAUGAUUCAUUCGACUCAUCAGGUAAGCCAAAGUUUAUUCUUUUCAAAAAGACGAACUUCUAUUGUAACUGCAGUUGAUAUCAAAUGUCAUUAUCCACAACGCCCUCUUUAGCCCCAUACUUUCAUUAGGAAGAACAUGUCAACAUUUUUUGUAUUACCUUAAUUAACUACAUUCAGCGGGAAAAGGGCUUCCCUUCCAAGGUCCGGUAAUUACAAUUGAAGACACCGCAGCGCCCAAAGGUCCAAGUGGUGGCCUGUGCAGUGCUGUAUCGUCAUGUCCGGAAAGCCAGAGGUCAUCCAUCGACGAUCGAGUCGCAGAAAAUGGGCUUUUGACUUCACCCAGUACACCCAACAACAAUAACAACAAUGUACUCAGUAGAAAUAACAGUCGGUACGUUUGAAUAGGGAAAACAAAAAGUAAUCGUCAUGAAUCCACCGUUUUUCAACUUUCUAUGCAUAAGGGAAAGAGUUGACCCGGCUCCAAUUAACGAGUCGGGUGUGGCCCUCGAGCUCCCAAUCAGACUCGCCGGAACUUGAAUAUUCCAUGAAGAAAGGCUAAACCCGAUCCGAUUUCACCGAACAAUGUCUUGUUUUUCAGUUAUGGAGUGCCAAUCGAUGGCGCGGCCGUCAAGAUGAUUUACAAAAUCCGGUCUCAACGACUGAACACCCGAGUGAAAAUCACGGACCGAUGUCUGAUCCUGGCCAUUAUCGGGGUUCUGUUUAUGGGUCUAGAUGCGGAAGUAUGUGCUCAGAAUAUAA
This is a messenger RNA of Bursaphelenchus xylophilus (pine wood nematode), 2239 nucleotides long. The record is from the annotation of a GenBank genome assembly. NCBI's taxonomy places the organism in Eukaryota, Metazoa, Nematoda, Chromadorea, Rhabditida, Aphelenchoididae.